Egretta garzetta (little egret) is the source of this 1428-nucleotide messenger RNA. RefSeq names its product tripartite motif containing 62 (gene TRIM62). The coding region runs from base 1 to 1428 and encodes 475 amino acids. Lineage: Eukaryota; Metazoa; Chordata; Aves; Pelecaniformes; Ardeidae. Gene Ontology annotation, molecular function: protein binding; zinc ion binding. The record is from RefSeq and is a predicted model, not a curated record. The transcript has 5 exons. Gene Ontology annotation, biological process: positive regulation of canonical NF-kappaB signal transduction; innate immune response.
AUGGCUUGCAGCCUGAAGGACGAGCUGCUCUGCUCCAUCUGCCUGAGCAUCUACCAGGACCCGGUGAGCUUCGGCUGCGAGCACUACUUCUGCCGCCGGUGCAUCACCGAGCACUGGGUGCGCCAGGAACCCCAGGGCACCCGUGACUGCCCUGAGUGUCGCCGAACCUUUGCCGAACCCACCCUGGCCCCCAGUCUCAAGCUGGCCAACAUCGUGGAGCGUUACAGCGCCUUCCCCUUGGACGCCAUCCUGGGUGCCCAGCGCAGCCCCUUCCCCUGCAAGGACCACGAGAAGGUCAAGCUCUUCUGCCUCACCGACCGCGCCGUUGUCUGCUUCUUCUGCGACGAGCCUGCCGUGCACGAGCAGCACCAGGUCACCAACGUGGAUGACGCUUUCGAGGAGCUGCAGCGGGAGCUGAAGGAGCAGCUCCAGGGGCUGCAGGAGAGCGAGCGUGGCCACACCGAAGCUCUGCACCUCCUCAAACGGCAGCUGGCUGAGACCAAGUCCUCAGCCAAGAGCCUGCGGGUGACUAUUGGGGAGGCUUUUGAGCGGCUACACCGGCUGCUGCGGGAGCGGCAGAAGGCGAUGCUGGAGGAGCUGGAGGCAGACACGGCCCGGACGCUGACCGACAUCGAGCAAAAGAUCCAACGCUACAGCCAGCAGCUCCGCAAGGUGCAGGAGGGCAGCCAGAUCCUCCAGGAGCGCUUGGCCGAAGCCGACAAACACGUCUUUUUAGCCGGCGUCGCUUCCCUUUCCGAGAGGCUGAAGGGAAAGAUCCACGAGACCAACCUGACCUAUGAGGACUUUCCCACCUCCAAAUACAUGGGGCCACUGCAGUACACCAUCUGGAAAUCCCUUUUCCAGGAUAUCCAUCCCGUGCCAGCAGCCCUGACGCUGGACCCCGGCACUGCUCACCACCGCCUGAUCCUCUCCGACGAUUGCACCAUCGUGGCGUACGGCAACCUGCACCCCCAACCGCUGCAGGACUCCCCCAAACGCUUCGAUGUGGAGGUCUCGGUCUUGGGUUCAGAGGCGUUCGGCAGCGGGGUCCACUACUGGGAGGUGGUGGUCUCCGAGAAGACCCAGUGGAUGAUCGGUUUGGCCCAUGAAGCCGUCACCCGCAAGGGGAGCAUCCAAAUCCAACCCAGCCGAGGUUUUUAUUGCAUCGUCAUGCACGACGGCAACCAGUACAGCGCCUGCACCGAGCCCUGGACCCGGCUCAACGUCAAGAGCAAGCUGGAGAAGGUGGGGGUCUUCCUGGACUACGACAAGGGGCUUCUCAUCUUCUACAACGCCGAUGACAUGUCCUGGCUCUACACCUUUCGGGAGAGGUUUCCUGGCAAGCUCUGCUCCUAUUUUAGCCCUGGGCAGAGUCACGCCAAUGGGAAGAACGUCCAGCCCCUCCGGAUCAACACCGUUCGCAUCUAA